Molecule: messenger RNA, 1201 nt
Organism: Jaculus jaculus (lesser Egyptian jerboa)
Lineage: Eukaryota; Metazoa; Chordata; Mammalia; Rodentia; Dipodidae
Gene: Znf524
Product: zinc finger protein 524
Exons: 2
Coding region: 159-971 (270 amino acids)
Cellular component (GO): nucleus
Source: RefSeq, a predicted model, not a curated record
GGGCCCCCUCUCUUUCUCCCCCGCCCCCCUUCCCACGCUCCGAUCCGUCGCCCCCCCAGCGCGUGCACGAGCGCGCGCGCGCACACACACGCGCGCGAGCCCAGGCGGCAUGCAAAUGAGCCAACGCCAGUGUCCAGACUUAAGCUCCCCACUGCUCAAUGGACAGCCCCAGCCCAGACCCGUUGCCUUCCACUUUGCCUGGGGAGGAAGAGAAACCUCUGGCCUUACUUCCUCCUGUUCCCCGUGGUCGCAGAGGCCGACCACCAGGCGGAAGAGCCACCUCCUCCCAUCGGACGCUCAAGUCCUCCCUGCCUCGCAGGAGGGGCCGCCCCCCCAAGUCAGGGCAGGAGACCCCACUAGCUCAGCAGAGGCUGACAGCAGCAUCAGUGGACAGCGGCGGUGGUGGCAGCAGCGACCUUCUGUUGAUUGAUGAUCAGGGUGUGCCCUACACAGUCCCUGAAGGGUCUACAGCAGGUGGGCCCCAGGGCUCUGGCCCCAAGAGGGCCCCGCACUUCUGCCCAGUCUGCCUGCGGGCCUUUCCCUACCUCUCCGACCUGGAGCGCCAUAGCAUCUCACACUCAGAGCUGAAGCCACACGAGUGCAAGGAUUGUGGGAAGACCUUCAAGAGGUCCAGUCACUUACGGCGACACUGCAACAUCCAUGCGGGCCUGCGACCCUUCCGCUGCGUGCUCUGCCCGCGCCGCUUCCGGGAGGCUGGGGAGCUGGCACAUCACCACCGCAUCCACUCUGGCGAGCGCCCAUACCAGUGCCCCUCCUGCAGGGUGCGCUUUACCGAGGCCAACACUCUCCGUCGCCAUUACAAACGCAAGCACCCGGAGCUUGUGGGGAUGCCCGUACGCCUGUGUCCCCCAAACCCAAAGCCCCAACCACUGUGGGAUGACGACGAGGGAGGAGUCUCCACCCCAGCAGAGGCCCAUGAGGAAGAGGCUGAAGGACAGGAGCCUGCUUGACCCAUAUGUCCUGUCGCAGCUCCCUUGUCCAGGUUUUCAGCUGGGAGUUCUGCUGGUGCUGGGCCCGGGCAAGGAAGCUGUGACACCCUUGUUUCUGGUGGUCUUCUUCCCAUCGUGGGAGGGGGUCAAGGGCGGGGACCUCAACUUUCAGGUCCUGCCAUCUGGUACCCUCCUGCGGACUAACAGGCCCUGGGAGGCAGGGGCUGUGGAAAUAAAUCCCUGCCUGUUGA